Cadophora gregata is the source of this 504-nucleotide messenger RNA. RefSeq lists its product as uncharacterized. The coding region runs from base 1 to 504 and encodes 167 amino acids. NCBI's taxonomy places the organism in Eukaryota, Fungi, Ascomycota, Leotiomycetes, Helotiales, Ploettnerulaceae. The record is from RefSeq and is a predicted model, not a curated record. The transcript has a single exon.
AUGUCAUGGGGACGACUACCUACCGAUGCCCACUCUAUCGAGGCGGCACUGUCAGGCGGCCUGCAUCUCAGACUGGGUCCCUCUCCGCACACCGUUACUUGUCCAAGAAGCAUGGCCGCUGUGAGGUCAAGAUAUCUGUCGGCACGGUCUCUCGCCCAUUAUUGCAGGUCUGCAUUGCGGCCGCCGUUCAAUGCAGGAGCAGAAUCAGCCCCACGCCACAAUGCUCCAAAGCCGCGGGCAUCAGAAGCAGUAAACAGCCUCUUCAUGCUGAUAAUCUCUUGCCAUCACCUUCUCUCUGCAAUCGCUCGCUCGCUCUCAUCAUCGCUCCCUCUCUUCUCGUACCGGCAACCUUCUCGCUCUGCUCUUCCACCUGCUGCUCCUGGCCUGGCUUGCAAGUCAAAUCUGCAAGAAGACGGAUUCAGCAGCCUCCAGCCGUGGUUGGUGUCCAGUGAAAAUGUUGCGCCGCAAUCGGCGAUUGGUGCUCGAUAUCAACCGUCAAGCUAA